GUGGUCGUUUGGGUAAAUUGCCUCGAGGCCCCAGAGCGAGGUGGGACUGGACGUGGAGCUGAAGUUGCUGUCGUUGCCGCCGUCGCCGCCUUCACGGUUGCAGCCGCCAGCUCAGUCAGCCGAGUGGCUUGUACGGGCCCCACCAUGGAGGAUUUGGAGAACAGAACGGAGGUGGUCCUCCUGGCCUGUGGCUCUUUUAAUCCCAUCACCAACAUGCACCUGAGGCUGUUUGAGCUGGCCAAGGACUACAUGAAUGAAACAGGAGAAUAUAAUGUUACCAAAGGCAUCAUUUCCCCUGUUGGUGAUGCGUAUAAGAAGAAAGGCCUCAUCAAUGCCCACCAUCGAAUUAUGAUGGCACAGCUUGCCACGCAGAACUCCCAAUGGGUGGAGGUAGACACCUGGGAAAGUCUUCAGAAGGAGUGGAUAGAGACGGCCAAAGUGCUUGGCUACCAUCAACAGAAAUUGGAAGCUAGGAACUCUGACAAUAGCACAAGGGCCUCUGUUUCCCCAGUACUUCCUGGAGGGAAGAGGAAGAGGACUGAUGACUGCCCAGAUUUUAGUGAAAAGAGGCCACCUACCCCACAAAAAAAGGGUCCGCCACAGUUGAAGUUGCUGUGUGGGGCAGACUUUCUGGAGUCUUUUGGUGUCCCCAACUUGUGGAAACCGGAGGAUAUCAGCACCAUCGUGGCAAAGUACGGGCUCGUGUGUGUCACCCGGAAUGGAAAUAACGCCGAGAAAUUUAUCUAUGAGUCAGAUGUUCUUUGGAAACAUAAGAACAACAUUCACCUGGUGAAUGAAUGGAUUACCAAUGACAUCUCGUCCACAAAGAUUCGGCGAGCUCUGAGGAGAGGCCAGAGCAUCCGCUACCUGGUGCCGGAGGCUGUCCGACAAUACAUCGAAAAGCACAACCUGUACAGCUCAGAGAGUGAGGACAGGAACGCAGGCAGUAUCCUGGCGCCUUUGCUGAAAGCCAGGCAAUAAGGGAGCCGCUGCCUCCUCCCGAGAAGAAGUGACUCAGGUUUUAGCAGACAGGAUCUUGUUUCAUAAUCGAGUUAAAAGUUAAAAUAUAAUAAAAAUCACCCGUUUUGCUUUUUUAUCUUGGCCUAUGAUGAAUGACAUAGUUUGAGAUCAUUUUAAAACUUUGGUUUAUUUUGCCUGAACCAUGAUUUUUACCUCAGUUCAUUUCAUCUUGUGUGAGUCUGAGGCUGUCUUUCUACAAGCCCCCCAUGGAAGACCUCCUCAGUGCACAGAAGGCUGUCUUCUUCUCUUUGAAUCUUGGGAGAAUUCCUCAGCCAAAUCCACGUCUUGGUCGUCAGGGAAGAAGCUGUUUGGCUUCAGGAUGAGAAAUUCCAAGGCCCAGUGAACGGAAUGAGGCACGAGCCACAUUUGCUGCAAAUAAGCUGAACUCGGGCACUAGUCUGGCUCUUCCAGCCAAGAAAAAGCAAACCAUUGCUCUGUCUAAAGUCCCUCCAGCUUUAGUAGCCUGGGUUGGUUCAGAGGGACUCAGGAACAGGAUUCUUAAAACUUUUUUUUAAAAACAGUUCCAUUGAACAUCCACAGCUGUGCAGAGAAUGUAACUGGAAGAACAUGUUGAAUCGGAGUAUGUGCACCAUAUGUUAUGGUACAGAUAGGAGGCCAGCCUUGGGAUGAUGAAGACCUGCGUUGGAGUCCAGUCUCCGAUCCUUGCUGGCCCUGUGAGCCAUCCUGCACAGAUCCUCUGCCUUCUCCAGUCUCUCUUGUGAAGACUGUCUGGUUCCAGGCUGGAUGCCUGUGUGUGUCAGGGGGAGGAGCUUACACACUUGCAGUUUCUCAUGUGCAUAAAACACAAGUCUGAAUGGGGGAAAUAAUAGCAAAACUCACUAGCAUUUAUAUAACACUUUAAGGUUUGCAAAGCUUUACAAAUACUACCUCACUUGAUCUUCACUUCACCUCUUAAAGUGCCUUAAAGGCACUUGAUAUUAUCAAUUCCGUUUUAUAGAGGAAGAAACCGAAUCAGGCAGUGGUUAAAUGACUUACCCAGGGUCCCACAGCUAAUAUGUGCAUGUGUAUCUGAGGCAGGAUUUGAGCUCAGGUCUACCUGACUCUAGGCCCAGCACACCAUACACUGUGCCUUUUAGCUAUUCCAAAAGCAUUUAAUUUAAUUAGGAUUAUUCCUCAUAUAUACUAGGGAUAAUAUUUAUAAAACAAUAUCAUAAGGUUGGUGAUAUGCCUUGAACAUCCCUAGCUUCCUGUUGAUAAUCCAGGAAUUUAUUUCAACUACACUCAGUUGGUUUUGUUUUGUUUUGUUUUUUUGGUUUGGUUUGGUUUGGUUUGGUUUUUUGGUGAGGCAUUUGGGGUUAAGUAACUUGCCCAGAGUCACACAGCUAGUA
Molecule: messenger RNA, 2369 nt
Organism: Dromiciops gliroides (monito del monte)
Lineage: Eukaryota; Metazoa; Chordata; Mammalia; Microbiotheria; Microbiotheriidae
Gene: NMNAT1
Product: nicotinamide nucleotide adenylyltransferase 1
Exons: 5
Coding region: 145-981 (278 amino acids)
Biological process (GO): NAD+ biosynthetic process
Molecular function (GO): nicotinamide-nucleotide adenylyltransferase activity; nicotinate-nucleotide adenylyltransferase activity
Source: RefSeq, a predicted model, not a curated record